AAUGUCAAUGUUUUUAUUUAUUUAUGAAUAAUUCUAUUUUUGCCGUCAACUUCCUAUUCAUGCCCUCGGUUAUAUGUAUAAGUGCAUAAAAGCCAGGUAGCCUACGGAAGGACGUCGUCGCUGUGACCGGGCGUGGAGCAGCAGACCGGAUCCCCUCUGAUCAGAGCUAGGCUAGCCUCAGUCCAAGGCACCGCAACCAAACCGAACAGUAAGUCCAACCUCAGGUCGUAUAACUUGGCCAUGCAGCUGAAGGGGCUGUCCCACUGUAAGGGGGCGCUGGCCUUCGCCCUCCUCAUGGACCUCCUGGGGGGGGCGUCCCUGCUGCUCGGGGUCUUCGCCCCGCUGGAGCUCAACGGACAGGACUUCGGAGACCUGCUGGUGUACACAGGGGCCCUCCUGGUGGUGCUCUCCUUGGGGGGCUGGGUCCUCUGGUACUCUGGGAACAUCGAGGGCCUUCCCUCCAGGAAGGAGCUGGGCCACAUCGGCUCGGCCGUGGACCGCCUGGCCCGCAACCUCAGCCGGAGGAUCCACACCUUCAGGAGCCGCCACCCCUGACCCCUGACCCCUGACCCACCGGGACCUGGGCCGUCAGAUCCAGAGACCAGCUGAGCGAUCUCCGACCCACCGGUUCAGCGUCGAUACGAUGUGUUGAUACAUGUCCUCUCCUCUGCUCCUGUUACUGUGAAACAGACGACUGAAGCCCAUGUCCUGUGCAUUUCUGACCCGUUUUAAAGCAGGGUUUGUUAGUUGUAGACUUAAUAUUGUGUUGUGUUUGGCCCCAUGCAUCUUUAAUAAAUGUUGAAAUCUGAUUCUUUGUCAUUUAAGUGUUUUAUUUAUUAUUAUUUUAACUCUAAACCGGGAGCUGAGUUAGCCAUUAGACUUAACCUAACCCUACUGUUC
Molecule: messenger RNA, 900 nt
Organism: Gadus chalcogrammus (walleye pollock)
Lineage: Eukaryota; Metazoa; Chordata; Actinopteri; Gadiformes; Gadidae
Product: transmembrane protein 238-like
Exons: 5
Coding region: 241-555 (104 amino acids)
Source: RefSeq, a predicted model, not a curated record